UGGACGUAUGUGCGUGUGUCACGACGUAACAUUUUUGCGCGCCAAAUAUCGGUGAACGUAAUAUUUUUUAACUGAUUAUGUUUUAAAGUUCUUAAAUAUGUUAUUGCGUAAUUUUUAGCUCUUAUUCUAUUCUUUAUAUUAAUUUUAAGUCGAGAUAAAAUAAUUAUUGACAUGGUUAUAAAAAGUUUCAAGGCAGUGCGAUAUUUAAGUAUUUAGGCAUUGGGCCAAACUUUAGAUAAACAUUACGUUUGAUGCAUUUAGUGACAAAGUUUAAAGUUUAUAAACAACAAAACACGACGUUCGAAAUUUUAUAAGGUGUUUUAUAAAGAAAUAAAAAAUAAAAAUAUAACUCUUGGCUAUUUUUAACAUGGUUGCGAAUGAAAGUGAAAGUUUUUAUAACUCUAAAAGGGUGAAUUAUUUUGUGUGAUGUAACAAAUUUAUUUCGUGGUGCGUUUAACAUUAAUUAUGAGUGUUGAAUCAUCGAAGCCAAUUCGUAGUGAUGCGGGUGAACCGGAGCCACAAGACACAACAAUUAGGAGUCCAUCAAUAAGGGUCACUGCGCCGAAGAAAUCUUUGGCACUGAGAUUAUGGGUGCUGUUGCAACCGCUGGCAAGAUUAUGGGGCCUUAUUACUGCUGUUGUUCUGAGUGGUGCCGGAGCAGAACUAAUGGUGCUUGGGUACGAAGUUGCGCCGGGCUUCUUAGUUGGCGCGGCUCUCGUGUUCCUGUUGGAGACGAUGUGGGUGGCCGCGCUGUUCGUGGACCUGCUGUGCAGACGCGGGCAGUACACGCUGUCUCUGCGCUGCUGGGACUUCGCGAGGUGGUCGUGUGGACGUGCGCGUGCGCCGUUCUACGCAUGCGCUGCGACCGCUAUCUUGUUUGCUAAUCUGACAAUACUUGCUGCCGUUGCAGGUGGCUUACUACUAGUGUUGGCUGCAUUACGGGCUGCGGCGCCAUUCUCUCCAUUCGCGACACAUGGGCCGCAUCACGCGCGCGCCGGCAGCUCCUUGCUCAGCCAGCACGACUCCCCAAUACCUGACGUUUUCUAUAACGCCGCGCAUUCUGCUGAUGACAGAUGUGAAGAAAUGACAGUUCUCGACAUAAAGACACCGGAGAAAUCACGAUCGACAACACCAAAGCAGUCUCUUCUUGAGAUCUGAUUUAUCAAGUGUAUUUUUCUCAUUUCGUUUUUAGCUACUACGCGUGCAGAAUAACAUGACACUCAGACAUAUUCGAUGUUUGAUUGAGAUGAUUGGAUCUUACGUUUAACUUCCCGCGGACUCUCUUGAUCCUUCAGUGACGUCAUUGGAUGAGGUGAACUGUUAUUGCGCACGUGUUAUUUAAUAUUAAUUAUAAAGUAAUGUUACAGAAAAACUGCGGCAAAAUGUACGAUUUAUUCAUUUUUCUAUACUAGUUGUAUUAAUUUUAUAUU
Molecule: messenger RNA, 1430 nt
Organism: Papilio machaon (common yellow swallowtail)
Lineage: Eukaryota; Metazoa; Arthropoda; Insecta; Lepidoptera; Papilionidae
Exons: 5
Coding region: 466-1158 (230 amino acids)
Source: RefSeq, a predicted model, not a curated record